This is a messenger RNA of Fraxinus pennsylvanica, 3132 nucleotides long. The record is from the annotation of a GenBank genome assembly. NCBI's taxonomy places the organism in Eukaryota, Viridiplantae, Streptophyta, Magnoliopsida, Lamiales, Oleaceae.
AUGAAGAAGGUUUUUGGUCAAACUGUCCGCGACAUUAAGAGAGAGGUGAAUAAAAAGGUCCUGAAAGUCCCUCCUAUAGAAAGAAAGGUCCUUGAUGCCACCAGCAAUGAGCCCUGGGGUCCCCAUGGAUCUCUUCUCUUUGAUAUUGCUCAGGCAUCAAAAAAUUAUCAUGAGUAUCAGAUGAUUAUGGCGGUCAUCUGGAAGCGUAUCAAUGAUACUGGAAAAAACUGGCGUCAUGUCUUCAAGGCUUUGACAGUUUUGGAGUACUUGGUAGCUCAUGGAUCAGAGCGUGCCAUAGAUGAGAUCAGGGAACAUACUUACCAAGUGUCGGCAUUGUUCGAUUUUCAAUAUAUUGAUUCCAGUGGGAGGGAUCAAGGAAGCAAUGUUAGAAGGAAAUCUCAGAUUGUUGUAGCCCUUGUAAAUGACAAGGAAAAAAUACAAGAAGUUCGUGAGAAGGCUGCUGCUAACAGGGACAAGUAUCGCAACACGUCAACUGGUGGUGGUAUGUAUCAGCCUGGUUCUCAGUCGAAUGCAGGAGGAUAUGGUGACAGAUAUGAUGAAGAUCGUUAUGGUAGCAGAUAUGACGGGCGAAAUGACUAUGGAAGAGAACGAGAAUGGGACAGCAGGGAUGAUGAUAGAUAUGGUGAUUCAUAUGGCCAUGAUGGAGACAGGUAUACUAGAGAUAACGAGGAGCGGUAUGGCCAAGAUGGUUACAGGGAUGAUGACUACCGUGGAAGAACUCAAAGCAAUGAUGAUUAUCAGGAUGGGUCACAAACUGGAAGCACUGGUAGGAAUGAGAACCCUGCUUAUGAAGAUGAUGGACGAAGUUCUUCCAGAGUUAGUAAUGACAAAGGCGAUGAUCAUUCUCAAAAUGGAAGCAUGAACGGUAGGCACCUUGACCAUAAAUAUUCUGAAACAAGCGUCGGUGCUCCUCCUAGUUAUGAAGAGGUUGUUGGUACUGCAUGCAAUCCCACUCUUAGUGAAAGGGAUGGAGAACUACCAGUUGUUCCUAAAGCAUCCUCUCCUCCUGCAAGUGUUAGUCCAAGCCAUGUGACAACAUCUGCUUCACACCUGGCUCCUGCUUUACCACCAGCGCCAUGUCCAGCUCCUGAUAAUAAUGGGGAAGUAGAUGACUUUGGUGAAUUUGAUCCUCGCAGUUCAUUUUCAGCUAUCCCAGCCAUUUCAAAUGAUACCUUUCCAAGUACUUCUGGUGGUGCGGAAAUGGAUUUACUGGGCUCUUUUUCUGAGACAUCUUCAAACUCAUUAGCUCCUGUGUCCGCUGCACUGGGAACAGCAACCUCAGAGACUAAUGCCUCACCGAACUCCAGCUCUGUUACCACAUUUACACCCACACCAUCACCAUUCACAGUCUCUAAUCAGCCAUUUGAUGAUCCAUUUGGGGAUGGCCCUUUUAAAGCUAUUCCGUCUACAGAAAGUGUACCAGCGCAACAACAGAUACCUACCUCUACACAUUCUUACAGACAGAACCCCUAUCAAAGUUAUGAUCUGCCUCAGCUAGUUAUUCAAAAUUCAGAAAAUGAUUUUGGGGGCAGUUUUCAUGGUACAACUUACACGUCAUCUGGUCCUCCUGGUGUACAACUUCCUUCUACAGAAAUCCUGCAGUUUCAGCAGCAGGAGCUAUCAAAUAACGACGAAGAUAUUGAUAUAUUAGCAGAUAUUCUCCCACCUGCUGGAUCUUCACCUCAUGCCAAUUCACAAAUUGAUUAUCAUGUUCCAACUAACCAACCUGUGUCACAGACCAGGUUUCCACAUCAGACUAACCAACCUGAAUCACAAUCAGGUCUGCUGUCCCUACAGAGCCAAAUUGUACCACAGACAGGUUUCCAUACUCAAAAUAGUGAGCUUACAUCAUUGACAGCUUUUCCCGGUCAAACAGGCCAUACUCCUUUUCAGACAAGUUAUCUACCCUCUGGUGCUUCACCUUAUGCCAAUUCACAAGCUGAUCCUGUUCCAACAAACCAACCUGUGUUGCAGACAGGGUUUCCACCUCAGACUAAUCAACCUGAAUCACAGUCUGGUCUGCUGUCCCUGCAGAGCCAAACCGCAAUGCAGACUGGUUUUCACGCUCAAAAUAGUGAGCUUGCAUCAUUGACAACUUUUCCCGGUCAACUGAGCCAACCUCCUUCGCAGACAAGCUACCCACUUCAACAAGGUCAAUCUGUUUCUCUGAAUCAGUCUAUGGCGUUGACAUUUCCAUCUCAAACUGGUCAAACAUCACAGAUGGGUUUUCCCACUCAUAGUAGUCAAGCUGCAGGUUUUCCAUCUGAAAUGGACUCUUCACAGGCUGGUUUUCAUUCUCCAUUUAGAGGUCAGUCUUCACAGCCGAAUGCCAACUUUUAUGCAGGUUACAACCGUCAGAUUGGAUCUACUGGUGCAGCAGCUUUUCAAACGGUUCCGCAAAUUUCUAGUGGACAUGUUCCCCAACAUAACGUCCUUCCACAGUCGGCUUCUAAUGCCCCAUUGGCUUCACAAAUGAGUUUUCAAUCUCCACAGUUGAUGCCAAGCAGUCACGUUGCUUCACAAUUAGCUCCACCAGCCUCAACGGGUUCUGCUGCCAAUGCCAUAGUUCCUCAACCAUCAAAAGACAAGUUUGAGACUAAAUCUACUGUUUGGGCUGAUACUCUAAGCCGUGGUCUGGUCAAUUUAAAUAUUUCUGGACCUAAAACAAAUCCAUUGGCUGACAUUGGAGUUGAUUUUGAUGCCAUAAAUCGCAAGGAGAAGAGAAUGGAGAAACCUACAGCUUCUACAGUAACCUCGAACAUUACCAUGGGUAAAGCCAUGGGAUCUGGUUCUGGUAUUGGCCGUGCUGGUGCUGGUGCUAUCAGGCCUCCACCAAACACAAUGAUGGGAUCUGGCAUGGGUAUGGGUAUGGGUAUGGGCAUGACCAAUGGUCCUGGAUCGGGAUAUGGCAUGGGAGGCUAUUCAGGUGUGAACCAACCCAUGGGGAUGGGGAUGAAUAGACCAGGAAACAUGAGUAUGGGCAUGAAUAUGGGAGUUCACAUGCAACAGCAGCCAGGAUUUCCUCCUGGAUCGACGAUGCCUAGAGAUUAUAAUCUCAUGAUGGGAACAGGCAAUUAUGACCAACAAUCAUACGGUGGUGGCUAUCGUUGA